AUGCGGAAGGCCUUACACCUGAUGACCGCCGUCCUUCAAGGAAUUAGACCCUGCCUCCUCACUGACCAGACAAAGUGUGAACAGUUCAGCAUUACGUACAGUCUGCUGAUAGGGCGUGACAUUGACUCGGAUGAACCAGCGCAUUCGGCCAGCAACACCUUCAGUGUGACUUCGGCGAGCCCCAAGUGGAAAGUCUUUAAGAAAAUUGAAAAAAUUGGUCGCAAUGUACGCGACGGUAUCAUAAAAGCUGGACCAGCGGUGCAAGUGGUCGGGCAAGCAUCGCAAGUUUACAAACAAGGA
Messenger RNA from Iphiclides podalirius (scarce swallowtail), 300 nucleotides. The record is from the annotation of a GenBank genome assembly. NCBI's taxonomy places the organism in Eukaryota, Metazoa, Arthropoda, Insecta, Lepidoptera, Papilionidae.